AUGUUUUUCCAGCUGACCACCAUCCGCUAUUGGUUUGCGCGUCAAGACGAACAAAAAGUAAUUAUUCCUGUAUUUCGUGCGACUGUUUUCAUCCAAGUCUAUUCAAUACGUUUUUACAGAUAUGGGUAUCCACUCAGAUCAUCAAGUGUAUCUUGCGAUCGACAUUCAAGAUUUGCCAAACUGGCCGAAUCAGGCCCGCUGUUAGCGAUAACAAAUUGGGCGUGUCGAGGAUGGAAAAUAAUUUUUACCGGGCAUUCCCGUGGCGGUGCUAUCAGUCAGUUGUUAACCACACAAGUCAUUAGUAAACUCGUUGAACUGGCCGGUUACCUGAGAUGGUCUCAUUGCGCUGCAUCACCUUUGGAACACCUCGAUGCCGAUCAUCAUUUCUGGAGCAGUUAUACAGAAUGGUAUAACGUGUACGACGCCUAUAUUUACGGACAUGUUAUCAUUUUCCGUUUGGCCACUUUCGGAGUGAAUGUUAUAAAAGAGGUGAUUCUUGCAUUUAGGGGACAUCUUCAAAAACUUGAAAUAAGAUUAUGCGCUGAAGUGAUUGGCUACAGAAACGAAGAUCUAGAAAGUAUUCUUGUUAAAGCUAGUGAUGAAAUUCAUAAUAUCAGCCACGAUUUACUCAUUCCUAUCUACUUGAUAUUCGGUUGUCAUCAUUUUAUUCGUAAAGAUGAAAAAAGUGAACUUAUAAUUGAUUCUUUUCAAUGUUAA
This is a messenger RNA of Didymodactylos carnosus, 717 nucleotides long. The record is from the annotation of a GenBank genome assembly. Lineage: Eukaryota; Metazoa; Rotifera; Eurotatoria; Philodinida; Philodinidae.